AUGCCUUACGAUCGCCAUGUAGUCGUCAGUUGCAUCGAGAGGCACUAUGACUUGCUCGUGCGCAUGGCCUACCUCGACCCGGACACGAUCCUCCGCCCGCCGCCUGAAGGUUGGAGUGAUGAGCAGCUCGCUGUUGACACAUUGCAAGAGUGGAAACGGUCGGACAGAGUCGUUGAUCUCUUGCGUCACUUGCCUUAUCUGAGCAAGAAUAUGGGUGACUCUAAAUACGAGGUCUACAUCGUAACGGAAGCAUGCAACUUCCUUCGCGAUUAUGGCUGGCUGAAAGAUGCGCACAAGAAGGACGCUAUCAGUCUUAUGAUGCCAUGCGAGGAGGAAGCACCUGCAGGAAUGAUACCGUUGAGCCAGGGCCGCGAAGCGACAGUGUGGAUGAUAGAUACGGACGAAGAAAUUCAGCAGUACUUCGAUAAGGUCUACAACGAGAUCGAGACCUUGGUCACCGUUCCUGUACCAUUGACGCGAGGUAGCGAUGCAUGGUACAACGAGAUGGUGGAUCAUCGAGACAACAAUGCAAAGGUGAGUGCGAUCCUCUCGGCGAACGUGACCGGAAGACUCAUCAAGCAAAUGAACAGCUACCCAAGCGCUUGCUGA
Alternaria incomplexa is the source of this 609-nucleotide messenger RNA. RefSeq lists its product as uncharacterized. The coding region runs from base 1 to 609 and encodes 202 amino acids. The record is from RefSeq and is a predicted model, not a curated record. Lineage: Eukaryota; Fungi; Ascomycota; Dothideomycetes; Pleosporales; Pleosporaceae. The transcript has 2 exons.